Molecule: messenger RNA, 3183 nt
Organism: Closterium sp. Yama58-4
Lineage: Eukaryota; Viridiplantae; Streptophyta; Zygnematophyceae; Desmidiales; Closteriaceae
Source: the annotation of a GenBank genome assembly
AUGUUCGGUUUCACGGCUCGCGAGGCAUUCGCGAGCCCUUGGGUGCUCGCAAUAAUGGCGCUGCUCCUCCGGUCGUCGCGCGCGGAGCGGGUCGUGCGCGCGGGACUUGCGGCAGGAUUCCGACGAGCUUGCAGUCCCGCGCUCGGGAGUUUCGCCGUUCGAGAUGCCGGUGAAAUCCACGGCAGGAGCGACGCUGCUGACGUAGCGAGGGCGCGUGGUGACGUGGCAGGAAGGCGGAGUUACAGCAGCAGCAGCAGCAUGGCGAGCCUGCUGUCUCCUCGAGCACCUCCGCUCACUCUAGAUACAAUCAACCCGCUGGUGCGCGAGUGCGAAUACGCAGUGCGGGGCGAGAUUGUCGCAAGAGCGCUCAUGCUCGAGUCUCAGCUGGCAGCAAAGCCGGGCACACUGCCCUUUGAUGAGAUCAUCUACUGCAACAUUGGCAACCCCCAAGCUCUCGGGCAGCCACCCAUCACCUUUUACAGAGAGGUGCUCGCUGUCUGCGAACACCCUUCCCUGCUGCACGUCAAGAAGCCAGACGGCUCGUCUCCUUUCAGUGCCACGGCGAGGCAGCGGGCACAGCAGAUGCUGGGCGCCAUUCCGUGUGCUGCCACGGGCGCGUACAGCCACAGCCAGGGGCUGCCACUGUGCCGGCAGGUGGUGGCAGAGGGCAUUGCGCGGAGAGAUGGCCAUGCUGCGUCAGCGGAUGAUAUCUUCCUCACUGACGGCGCCAGCCCUGCUGUGCAAAUGAUCCUCAAGCUUCUCGUGCGCAGCAAGGCGGACGGCGUGCUCUGUCCCAUACCGCAGUACCCUUUAUACUCAGCCUCGCUAGCACUCAACGGAGGCACUCUAGUGCCUUACUAUCUUGACGAGAAUUCACGCUGGAGGCUCGACCCUGCCCAUCUGCAAAAGGCAGUGGAGAAGGCAGGGGAGGAGGGCGUGUGUGUGAGGGCCCUUUGCGUGAUCAACCCGGGGAAUCCAACUGGGCAGGUGCUAGAGGAGACGGAUCAGCAGGCAAUUGUGCGCUUCUGUGUGGAGAAGGGUCUGGUGCUGAUCGCAGAUGAGGUGUACCAGGAGAACGUGUAUGCACCCGACCGCAAGUUCCUGUCCUUCAAGAAGGUCGCCAGGGACAUGGGCGUUGGUGCUUCUGACCUUGCGCUAAUCUCCUGCCACUCCUCCUCCAAAGGCUUUUACGGCGAGUGUGGAAGACGAGGAGGCUACAUGGAGGUUACAGGUCUGCCCUUGGAGGUGCGCGAGGCCAUGUACAAGAUGGCAUCAGUGAACCUCUGCUCCAACGUACCGGGGCAGAUACUCAUGUCUCUCAUUGCCUCGCCGCCGCAGGAGGGAGACGAUGCCUUUCCUGUCUUUGCUGCAGAGAGGGAUGCCAUUCUCUCCUCGCUCGCCCGUCGAGCCAAGCUGCUGGUUGAUGUGCUCAACUCACUACCAGGCAUCACCUGCAACCCCUCUGAAGGCGCCAUGUACGCCUUCCCCAGGCUGCACCUCCCCCCCCGGGCAGUGGAAGCAGCAGCUGCUGUGGGUAUGCUAGCAGACACUUUCUAUGCCCGCCGGUUACUUGACGCCACAGGAAUUGUCGUGGUCCCGGGAUCGGGAUUCGGACAGGAGCCUGGGACGUGGCACGUGCGGUUCACAAUCUUGCCAAGUGAAGAUAAGAUCUCGGGAAUGAUGGAGCGGUUUGCCGAGUUCCAUGAUAGAUUUAUGCGGGAGGCGACGAGAAGGAUGGGUCAGAAGAACGUAGUAGCGUUACCCCUCGCUACGAGUUCUUCAGAGAACGAGCGGAUGCGAAAGUUAGCCACACGUUCUGCCUCGUCGGACGAGUGGAGUUUCACGCGACCAGACGAGGCUGACAGGUCGAAGGAAUUCGCGGCAAGACUCGAGCAAGCCUGGAGCAUAAGAAAGAACCAGGGUCCUGUCGCGUGCGAAGAGUGCAUGGCGCAGGGAUGUAUUGAGUGCAAGUGGUGUCGUGGAACCGGCUACUUCAUUGUGGGAGACAGUCUGCUAUGCUCGGUAUCCUCAAGGAGCAAUACUUGCGUAAUUUGCGGGGGGAAGGGUACUGUCCGUUGCCUUGACUGUGCUGGUACUGGUUUCAGAGCACGGCUGUCCGACUGUGGUGAAGUCCUGUUUAGUGUGUCGUGUCGUAUGGAGCGAUAUGAGAUCCUCAAAGAUAUUGGGUCGGGAAAUUUCGGGAUUGCGAAGUUGAUGCGAGAUAAGAGAACUAAGGAGAUGGUGGCGGUGAAGUUCAUUGAGCGUGGCGACAAGAUCGACGAGAAUGUUCAGCGUGAAAUCAUUAACCAUCGCUCUCUUAGGCAUCCUAACAUCAUCCGAUUCCGUGAGGUUUGCCUCACUCCUCAGCAUUUGGCCAUCAUUAUGGAAUAUGCGGCCGGUGGUGAGCUAUUCGAGCGAAUCUGCAACGCUGGUCGUUUCAGCGAAGACGAGGCUCGUUUUUUCUUUCAACAACUGGUCGCUGGCAUUAGCUACUGUCACUCCAUGCAAAUUUGCCAUCGCGAUCUGAAGCUUGAAAACACUCUUCUGGAUGGAAGUCCUGCACCCCGUCUGAAGAUUUGCGAUUUCGGUUACUCAAAGUCCUCCCUGCUUCAUUCACAACCGAAAUCCACCGUGGGCACUCCAGCCUACAUUGCACCUGAAGUUCUCUCUAAGAAGGAGUACGAUGGAAAGACUGCUGACGUCUGGUCUUGUGGAGUCACACUAUACGUCAUGCUUGUAGGGGCUUAUCCAUUUGAGGACCCUGAUGACCCACGAAACUUCAGGAAAACCAUCGGUCGCAUUAUGAGUGUCCAGUAUCACGUUCCACCAUAUGUGCGCCUCUCUCCGGAAUGCAAGCAUCUUCUGUCAAGAAUCUUCACAGCAAACCCCACAAAGCGCAUCACAAUGCCGGAAAUCAAGAGGCACCCUUGGUUCUUGCGGAACCUGCCAGCAGAUCUGAUGCAUGAAAAUGACCCCGGUUACCAGUACGAUGAUCCUAACCACCCGCCUCAAAGCAUCGAAGAGAUCAUGAGGAUAUUGCAGGAAGCCCGGGUUCCAGGCAUUGCUCAGCCUUCCGGCGAUGGUUACCUCAACGAUGACAGGGAUGACGAGAGAGAUGAUGAGGACAUGGACAAUGACAUGGAUGACUUCGAGGGCAGUGGAGAGUUUGUCAAUGCUCUUUAA